Molecule: messenger RNA, 2770 nt
Organism: Cyprinodon variegatus (sheepshead minnow)
Lineage: Eukaryota; Metazoa; Chordata; Actinopteri; Cyprinodontiformes; Cyprinodontidae
Gene: golga5
Product: golgin A5
Exons: 13
Coding region: 205-2454 (749 amino acids)
Biological process (GO): retrograde transport, vesicle recycling within Golgi; Golgi organization
Cellular component (GO): Golgi membrane; Golgi cisterna
Source: RefSeq, a predicted model, not a curated record
AAUUCAGGCAGGUGGGUCACUUCCGGGAGCAGUUCCUGGUCCACGUAUGGAAAAGCUCACAAAUAUCCUCUUUGACAGAUAAUGACAUUUGACUGUGUUUAUCCAAACGAACAUCCCCCCUGAUGUAUAAACAUUAAAAAAAUCAUCGAUAUCCAGGAGACUGGAGAGCUAGCAAGCAGCGACUUUUCACCAAACGGGUGCAACAUGUCUUGGUUUACUGAUUUGGCUGGAAAAGCCGAGGACUUCCUAAAUAAAGUGGACCAAGGAGCUGCUACCGCCCUCAGCAAAAGCGAGGCAAGGACAUCCUCCUUUUCCUCUUUGCAUGGAGAGGAACUGGCUGUAAAAAAUGAAUACAAUUCCCCAGCAUACAAGACUGAGCCAUCUGACACGCAUCAUGCCUACCCAUCCUCCCAUGAAGCGCCAAAUUACAUUUCUGCUGUAGCCGGCAACAUUAAGAAAUCCAGCGCUACUCUCCUGGCUGGGACGGCCAAUGUGCUCAACACCCCCUCCGGGUCAAACCCCGCCAAAACGUCGGCAGGCUUUGUGAGGCCCAAAAAGAGUGAGCAGGACGUGGAUGAUGACAUGCUCUUUAACUUCCUGAACAGUUCGGACCCUCCGGAAAGCACCAGGAGGGAUUCCAGGAGAGAGUUUGUGAAAGCCGUGGCUCCGGUGAUGGAGGUGCAAAGCCCAACGCCGCCUCCUUCGGUUACUCCUCACAGCAACCUCUCAGCUCCUUCCACGCCUCCUUCUACACGCGGGGUGUCAAGGGCCUCAAGCAUGAGCUCUCUUUCUGCCCACAGCAUAAAAACCUCAGAGGAGAAUUCGUCUAAGGAGCAAGGUCAAGACACACCUGAGAGUUCUGACUCUAGCUUAGCUCCCCCGCAGGAGCCCACUAGGAUGGAGCCCAUGGUACCCACAGAGGAGCCGCAGAGCCAGAUCCUGUCCAGCCUUCGCCUUGAGAACCAGCUGCUCCGCAGCGAGGUGGCCUCCCUCAACCAAGAGAUGGCCUCAGUUAUCCAGAGAGCCAAAGACUUACAAGAUGAAUUGAACCAGGCCCGCCUGCGAGCAGAUCGGUGGAACUCAGAGCAGUCACAAACUGACCGAACACUGAGAGAACUUCGAUCACAGGUUGACGACCUCACAGAAGCACUUUCGGCCAAAGACGGCCAACUGGCGGUCUUAAAAGUCCGACUCGAUGAAGCCGAUCAGCUACUGAAAUCUCGCAGCUUUGCACUGGAGGAAGCACAGAAAGAAAAGUCGAGAAUCAUGCAAGACCACACAGAAGGGAGCAGCAUGCACUCCCAAGCUCUGGAAAAGAUACAGGAGAGGCUGCGGGAAGCAGAGCUUUCUGUCAGGAGGGAACAGGACAGCUAUCGGCAGAUGCAGAGUGAGUACGCUGACCGGCUGGGCAGGUUAGAAGCUGAGAGGCAAACCCUUGCCGAGACGGUGAUGGCGGCAGAGAGACGAGCCACAGACGAGAAGCUCAGGGUCGACGACCUCCAGCAGCAACUGAAAAGCGCCAAAGCUUUAGCUGAGUCUGCCAAGCAGGAGCUACAAGAUUACAAGCACAAAGCUUCACGCAUCCUACAAUCCAAAGAAAAGUUAAUAAGCAGUUUGAAGGAGGGGUCGGGUCUCGAGAUUGGAGAUGGUAGUGGGACCAUGGCUCUGGAGCUGGAGGAACUUCGUCAUGAGAAAGACCUGCAGAGGGAAGAGAUCCAAAAGCUGCAGGGGCAAGUGGGCGCUCUACGGGCAGAAAUUCAGGAUCUUGAGACACAAGCCCUGUCAGAGGCAGAAGCUUGGAGGGAGCAGCAGGUCCAUCUACAGGAGCAACAGGCUAUGCAGAAUCGAGCCAAGCAGGAGUUAGAAGCUGAGGUGGAGCGCUACAAGCAGGAGCUGCAGUACCUUGAGGAUGAGAACCAUCGGGCCAAACUGAACCUGCAGAGCCGAAUCAAAGACAGAGAAGAUGAGAUCCAAAAACUCAGGAAUCAGUUGACCAAUAAGACUCUGAGCAGCAGUAGCCAGAUGGAGCUGGAGAAUCGACUCCACCAGCUGACAGAAACACUGAUCCAGAAGCAAACCAUGCUGGAGGCUUUGGGCACUGAGAAAAGCUCCCUGGUCUUCCAGCUGGAGCGUUUGGAGCAGCAGCUGAAGAACGCUCAGGGAGGGCAAACUGGAGGCCCAGCCAUCAAUAUGAGCGCUAUGGAGGGCCCAGGGACCCGUCAAAGAAACACACCGGUUCUGUUCAGUGAACAGGAAAGCCCAGGCGUUUAUGGAAAAGUGCGGAAGGCAGCCAGCACUAUUGAUCGCUUCAGCAUAAGACUGGGAAUCUUUCUGAGGCGCUACCCCAUGGCUAGGCUUUUUGUCAUCCUUUACAUGGCGGUGCUGCACCUGUGGGUCAUGAUUGUUCUUCUAACUUACACACCAGAAAUGCAUGGUCGCCCCGAUGGAAGAUAGAGGAAGACUUAACAUUUCAAGUUUGAGAUGUUUUUCUAAGGCCUUCGAUGAAAGGAAGCUGCUGGAUAAUGGGCUCUGGGAGCUGACUGUCCCCGUUUUGCACAGAUAUGCUAUGAAUUGAUGAUAUUCAGAUUCAUUGUUGGUUUCUUGGAGUAACAGCUGAAUUUUGAAGUUAAUACGUGAUAAUAAGUCAUAUGCUUUGUUGGUUUCCUGGAAAUGACCUGACAUUGUUACUCUUCUCAAAAUACUUUCCUCCUUUUCCCUUGAGAGAUUGUAUGUAACACUAUGUAUAAAAAAAAAUGCUUUUAAUAAACAU